Octopus bimaculoides (California two-spot octopus) is the source of this 704-nucleotide messenger RNA. RefSeq lists its product as uncharacterized. NCBI's taxonomy places the organism in Eukaryota, Metazoa, Mollusca, Cephalopoda, Octopoda, Octopodidae. The record is from RefSeq and is a predicted model, not a curated record. Gene Ontology annotation, molecular function: L-serine ammonia-lyase activity; threonine deaminase activity. Gene Ontology annotation, biological process: L-threonine catabolic process; L-serine catabolic process.
AAACAAGAGUCUCCAUUUCUUUUUGUCCACAAUCAAAUUUUCUUUGACAGGUUUGAUCACCCAAACAUCCUUGCUGGCGCAGGAACGAUGGGAUUAGAAAUUGUCGAGCAAGUUCCUGAUAUGGAUUGUUGCAUCAUUCCAAUUGGCGGUGGAGGUCUAAUAGCCGGAAGUGCUGUAGCCAUCAAAUUUCUAAUGCCUAAAUGUAAAAUCAUUGGAGUGGAGUCUGAGAGUUGUGCCAGUUAUUCAGCAGCCUUAGCGAAUGGAAAGCCUAUAUUUACACCUCCAAAUUCAACUCUAGCUGAUGGUCUUGCUGUUCCAAUUGUUGGUUUCAAUGCUUUUGCUACAGCCAAGGAUAUAGUGGACGAAGUGAUUACAGUCAGUGAGAACUACAUUGCUUUAUCCAUUCUGAGGCUUGUAGAACAGGAAAAAGCAGUGGUAGAAGGGGCUGGAGUCGUUGGACUGGCUGCACUAUUACAGGGUAAACAAGAAGAGUUAAAAGGCAAAACGGUUGUUGUGGCUUUGUGUGGUGGAAACAUAGACACACCAGCCUUAGGAAGAGUUAUUGAGCGUGGUCUGGCCGCUGAUGGACGUUUGAUCAAGUUUGUUGUGACGGUCAGUGAUCGACCAGGUGGGAUUGCCGACUUAACCCGGCUUAUUGCCAGCAUUGGCGUCAGGUAGGAUAUUUUAUUUUCGCAUGAAAAGAA